AUUUUUUUUUAAAGUGGUUUUUACUUUGCUUCCUUGCGAAGAUUGUAUGGAGGGGAUUGGUGCAUAUGUGGAUGUUUUCUUGGUUUUAGUUUUUUGGUGUUGGGGUUAGCAUACAUGGGUUCUAAAUCAGUUGAGGAUAUGAUAAAGGCCUCAUCCGGGGUGCCAUACGCAUGGUUUGGAGUCAAUGCAAAAGACUUUUAUAUCCCUGGACAGUGUCAUUACCACACCUCUUUAGGGACAAUUUUAAUAUAUGUUUAAUGUUGUAGAUACCGUUUUAGCCCAAAGCCCUACCCUAUCAUAUCUUUUCUUAACAUAUUAGGGCCUAAAGCCCAUAUAACUAGACAAAGAAACUCUUAACCCAAGGGCAAAACUCUGUAGCUGUAACUCAGGCUUCCCCUUUCUGGCUGCUGGUCUCUGCUUUCCCUUUUAAAUCGCUGCCAUUCUUCAUAGCAGGCAUUUACUUGAGGUUUCAGUAGUUUUGCAGCAUAUCUAUUGGUUGCUCUGUCCACAAACGAGCCACAAUCUCCUAAACCACGCCAACAGUGAAGUGCGGGUGAUUGCUUGCUUUCCUUUGCUCUAAAAAUGUCAUCAUUAAGAAAUGCCAUUAGUAGACGGGCUCACAAAGAACGAGCUCAACCGUCCUCAAGGAAAAAAUUUGGGCUUCUUGAAAAACACAAGGAUUAUGUUGUCCGUGCGAAAGCAUUCCACAAAAAGGAGGAAACUUUACGGAGACUCAAGGAGAAAGCCGCAUUCAGGAAUCCUGAUGAAUUUUACUUUCAGAUGAUAAAAACAAGAACUGUUGAUGGAGUUCAUAAACCUGAGAGUCAGGCUAACAAAUACACUCAAGAAGAACUCAUGCUAAUGAAGACCCAAGACAUGGGAUAUAUAUUACAGAAAAUGCAAAGUGAAAAGAAGAAAAUUGAGAAGCUAACUGCAGUUUUGCAUUGUAUUGAUAAUCAACCAUCUAACAGACACAUUUACUAUGCUGAAGACAGGCAAGAGGCUAGAGAAUUAUAUUCACAAUCUUCAGAAAACAGAACUCCUCCCUCUUCUGCUGAUAUCCCUGAUCAUAUUAAAAGGAAGACAGCUACAUCGUACAGGGAAUUAGAGGCCAGGAAGAGUAGAGUAAAUGAGCUGGCGAAAAUAUAUAUGGAAAUGUCAUUGAAGAAGGAAUUACAGAAAAAGGGUCGGAAGCGCAAACUCCGUGAAGACGAGUUAAUAUGUCCAACCUCCAAGCCAGUGUUCAAGUGGCGAUCAGAAAGAAAGAGGUGACAAGGUGUUUGUAGUUAGGCGAUUUGUCAGUGAGAUUAAAGUUUGUGUUGGUGCUAACUGAUUUCAGGAGCUUCAUCACGUCUUUGAGAGAUCCAACCUUAAAUGUUGAAGCAGCAAGCUUGUAAUAUGAGUUGUUAAUGACGAGUUUUGCAUUGUUGAGAUAUUUUCUGUUAGGCAUAUGACUUCAAAGAUAAUUUAUCAAAAUUGUAGUAUGUAGCGAACUCUUCAGUCAUGCAUAUUGAAUGGUUUUUGAUAAAUUGAUUUGGUGAUUUGUACUGGAGUCUAUGGGCUCAAAGCUUGUGUAUUUAAGCAUCAUUAUACUUUCUUGAUAUCG
Messenger RNA from Theobroma cacao (cacao), 1606 nucleotides. RefSeq names its product embryo sac development arrest 14 (gene EDA14). Gene Ontology annotation, cellular component: small-subunit processome; nucleolus. The record is from RefSeq and is a predicted model, not a curated record. Lineage: Eukaryota; Viridiplantae; Streptophyta; Magnoliopsida; Malvales; Malvaceae. Gene Ontology annotation, biological process: rRNA processing.